AUGGGUUCCCCCAUAAGUCAGCCCUCUCUCUCUCUCUCUCAUCUCUGUCCCUUCUUGCUGGGUUGGCUGUAUAGAUAUAUCUUGAACUUAUUGCUUGCUUGCUUGCUUGCUGCUGCAUCAAUGGAGUCUAACAUUGGAGGAGACCCAAUGGAUUCUUCUGUAAAGAGUAAUGCUGCAGGAGGUGAAGCUAAUGAAGUUGAAGCUGUGGAUCUCUUAGAGGAGGCUUGGUUCUUUGGCAGCUUGCUCCACAAGAACAGAAAACACAUGACCAGAUGUCUCUCUGAUCCUUGCCCUUCUUCCUCGGACUACCGCUCAGGUAGUACCUCGGAACUGAAGAUGAAGCCCGAGAAGGAGUCAUCCAGGGAGGUUCCGCUCCAUGUCUCCGGCAAAACGUGCCCUCCCGUAGAAAAGAAUCUUGACGGAAGAGAAUCCUCAUCCAAGAAGGUUGUUCCAGAUUGCUCCUCUUCUUCUUCUUCUUCUUCCUCUUCCUCUUCUUGUGAUGACGAUCAAAGUGGUCAUCCUCAUUCGCCGUCUUCGGCUGAGAAAACGACUCUCGAGGUCUGGAACGAAGCAGUUCGAGGGAAAGGUUGUGAUGGAAACGAGAGCGAGUCGAGGAGGAGAUCUCCACGUCCCGUUCUUCACAAGGCACCAUCUCUACCGCCUUGUAUCGGGAGGGAAGAGGUUGGGAUUGAUGAAAGAUCACUGCCAAACUCUCAUCCUAGAAUGAGCAAAUCCAACAGGCAGGCCUCUCUCAACCUCUCCGAAUUCUUGCCACCCCGACAUGGUUCGAAGGGGUUGCCGAAUUAUAAAUCUCAAAUAAGUAGCGAAGAGGACAUGAGGCGGCGGCUUCUCGGUCGAACAAAGUCAAUAAAGAGCAGGGGUGAGCUCGAGUUUGAAGAGCUGCAGGGCUUCAAAGACUUAGGCUUUACAUUCGACAAGAAAGACUUGAGCCCGAAUAUCGUAAACAUACUUCCUGGACUACAAGAGAAGAAAGAUCCUGCCAACGAAGAAGAAGAAAAGGAAGGAAAGCACAGGCAGCCCUAUCUCUCCGAGGCAUGGCUUUCUCAGAGCUUCACCCCUCCGAUCCCGAAAUGGACUCCCAAGGGAUUGCCCAAAGAAGAUGUGAAAGCCCACAUCAAGUUCUGGGCACGAGCCGUGGCAUCGAAUGUUGGGCAAGAAUGUUGAAAAAUCAUACCCGGAGACUAACUGACAGCAGAACUUGAUAACGUGUCCGGAGAAAAAAGAUACUGAAAGUUUUUUUAUUACAUUUUAAUCUAUGCUAGAGCUCCUCGGUGUUCCUAGAGAUUCAAAUGAUAAUAUUCUUUUGGCCAGUCAUUGUUCUUCUCUAAAAGAUUGAUUUUGAA
Molecule: messenger RNA, 1364 nt
Organism: Punica granatum (pomegranate)
Lineage: Eukaryota; Viridiplantae; Streptophyta; Magnoliopsida; Myrtales; Lythraceae
Source: RefSeq, a predicted model, not a curated record